CCUUGACCCUUCUCUUUUUCCUUCACUCAUCCCGCAUAGAGGGUUUCCCAUACUAAGCAAGUCAAUCUUAAAGUUUUCGGUUAUUCCCGCCCCCCCCCCUUUUGUGUGCAUUCAUUUCCCAAUUAUCAUUGAUUUUAUAUUAUGAAGCCUGCUUACACUAUCAAUACAUCAUCGCUUCACUCCAACGACAAGAUGGAUCCUCAUGCUCCUUUGACUCCGCCUGCAGAAAAACGACAAUUUAGUCCUACCGAGCGUAAACCGUCCGUGACCUUUGACUUUUCCAACUUGUCUGAUGAAACAGCGGCUGAAAAUUACGGAACGGAAAACGCUAAUAUGGAAACCCCUGCUUUGUUAUCCCCUCUAUCGCCUUUGCAACCCGCCGUGAGCGUGGAUAUCAAUGCACAGGCGGUACCGGACACGAUUCUUGUUGCACUUUUAGAUCGUGAAAAAGAAAUGCGCGAUUUGGUGCGACAUAACCAUCAAUUUUUCCAAUCACUGGAAACUCAUUUACAAUCCAUGUGGCCACGGUUUGAGAAUACACUGUAUGUUCCCCGUUUGCAAAUGCCAGACAGUGACUGGAUAAAGCGAUUAUCCAAAGCACUCGAAGGCGCUCCAUCGUUACUGGGAACGUUCAAAGAGCUGGUGGGUUAUCUCGGAGAGGACGAGCAUGCUGCAUCCAUGAACGAUGAUGAAUGCCAUGCAACGGCUUAUGAAGAACCCGCCUUUGCCAACGUUGAUAUUACGCACAUUCGAAAAUAUCCUCAACGACUGGCCAAAUUUCCUGAUGCCUACCCUCAGUUUUUCAUUAAUUGUGAAGAAGCCAUGAAGUCGACUCCACUUUCACCUUCUCGAACCCAGCGACACAAAUCACUGCAUUCGUCACCACCGCAGCAUGAUGAGGAUGCUUACACCCUGUUCCGACAAACAUUAUUCACUUCACGCGAUACAUUACCGGAUGAUGUAUGGGAAACCAAGAUUUACGAUCAGCUUGAUCAAUGGCCCAACUUGAUCGAUCAGUUAAAAGAAAUUGUCGCUUACGAGGUCGAAGACGAAGAGGAUGACGAGCAAUAGAAAAUCCAUUGGUAUCGUAUGCGAUAUAGUGUAAAUGAAAUGAACCUGCGGUUCAUUAAACUUGCUAUUCAAGACUGCGUGUAGUAACUCACUUCCCCUUCUCCUUUAACUAUUUUACCGCUACUCUUUUUUGUUUAGUUGACCUUUUUUCCAUCUUUGUUUUUUCUCAUGCAUUGUACAAUGUUUUAUUUUAUUUUUAUUUUUCGCCAUGUUUUUCCUUCGUAAUAUUGUUUUUUUUUUCUCUUUAUUUUUCAAAACAUGAUCAUCAUCUCGUGAGAUUCGGGUCAUUCAUCAACUCAAAAAAAAAAAGUGAGGGCACAUAUAAACAAAUGCAUAUGCACUCAAAAA
This is a messenger RNA of Radiomyces spectabilis, 1419 nucleotides long. RefSeq lists its product as uncharacterized. Bases 142 to 1071 code for a protein of 309 amino acids. The record is from RefSeq and is a predicted model, not a curated record. Lineage: Eukaryota; Fungi; Mucoromycota; Mucoromycetes; Mucorales; Radiomycetaceae. The transcript has a single exon.